AUGGAAGUAAGAAAUGACAUUACAGACAACAACGAACAAAUUAAUGUACAUGAAUACAACGAAAUAAAACAAUAUACUUCAUGCAGGUACGUGUCUCCACCUGAAAUACUUUGGCGAUUAUCGGAGAUCAAAAUGCAUGGGCAGUCCCACGCGGUAUACCGUUUGACUUUACAUUUACCCGAUGAACAGCAAGUCUACUACAUAGCAGGAGAGCAACGACAAGCAGCUGCACGAGCACAAAAACGUGAUACACAUUUAACCGGUUGGUUCAAGCUAAAUCAGUCUGAAAAGAAUGAUAGAAAUCUUCUUUACUGUGAUAUCCCUGAACAAUAUGUUUCACAAGCAGACUACAAAGUGGACACGGCGACUGCGCUUCCAUAA
Messenger RNA from Octopus sinensis (East Asian common octopus), 381 nucleotides. RefSeq lists its product as uncharacterized. NCBI's taxonomy places the organism in Eukaryota, Metazoa, Mollusca, Cephalopoda, Octopoda, Octopodidae. The coding region runs from base 1 to 381 and encodes 126 amino acids. The transcript has a single exon. The record is from RefSeq and is a predicted model, not a curated record.